CGGGCUAGUUGGUUCAAUCUCUGGUUAGCUCUGCAAAGCACCUGUGGGGUCGUGCAAGCCCUUUCCCCCCUAAAGACGCUUAACUAGCCAGGUGGAAGUGAAGCUCGGCUUUAUCCCCCGAUAGUUCAACAGCCGGGCAGCCCGGCCGUCUCCUGCAGCGGGGUCUCGAGGGCCUGGUAAUUAACAACGAUUGAUGGGCCAUCGCCCCUGGGUUUCAGGUUAGACAAACACUUCGCGCCGUUGGUCAGUUUCACGGAAACUUUUGGUCCCUCCCCUCGGGGGCUGCGGGAUCUCCCCCCGGCUACGAAACAGCAGCAGCAGCAGCGCCCGCAGAGCCGGCUGCCCAUCAUCCCGCUGAGUCCCUUUUUGGAUUUGCUGCGCUGGGGAUUUUCCACAACCUUCCAGUGACAGGAUCUAGGAGAAAAGGAGAAUUCAGGAAAAUAUUGCAGACUGGGAGCUGAACCUACAGUUCUUCCAGAAAAAAUAGGAUGAGCAAAACUGAAUUGGUGCCAUAUUUGUUGAGAGAGACUAUGGAUAGGCACAAAGUCCCUCAUUUGAGCUGUUUGUGCACUGUCCUUUUGGUGCUCAUCUGGACUGGCAUCUCACAUGCCCAGAAGGAUUGUACAGGAGUGGAGUGCCAGCAAUUGGAGAACUGUAUUGAAGAGGUGCUUGAGCCUGGUGAAUGCUGUGCCUCUUGUUUGCAACAUGGUUGUACUUGUGAAGGCUACCAGUACUAUGACUGUGUCAACGUGGGCUUUAUGAAUGGCAAAGUACCCGAAGGGCAAUCUUAUUUUGUGGACUUUGGAAGCACUGAAUGCUUGUGUCCCAAGGGAGGAGGCAAGAUCAGCUGCCAGUUUAUGCUUUGCCCUGAGUUGCCCCCAAACUGUAUUGAUGCUGUGCUACCAGCUGAUGGCUGCCCUCAGUGUGGAAGAAUAGGCUGCCUCCAUGAAGGUCAGAAGUAUGUAGCAGGCCAUACGUUCCAUAUUCCUCCGUGCAAGGUUUGCCAUUGCCCAAAUUCUGGAGGUGAACUGAUGUGCUACCAGCUCCCAGACUGUGGUGCAUCCACAUUAAAUCCUCAGAGCCCAACGGAUACUGAAGAGAAUGAACCAGAGAGGCACUACGACGAUCCGUACAGCUAUGACCAAGAGGCACCCGAAGGAGACGCCACUCAGGUGGAAUCACCUAAAAAACACAGGAACUCUGCAGCCCAUACAGAAGAAGACAGCAUUGGCCAAGAACAAAGUGAGGAUUACGAGUACCGUGGAAUAAGCGUUACUUCCCCACCGUUGACUCAACCUGUUACACACACUAAAGAAGCUGCUGUAGCAGUCAACAUGCACCCUCCUACUUCCCACCCUGAACUUAACAGUGCAAUGGAGCAAGAAGAGGAAAACAGAGACCUAAGCACCACAAUGGCACCCACAGUGCAGGUUCUGAGUGAAAAAAUAACUGUGACUAACAGUGCUCCUGAGGAGCAAACAGCUAUGAUGGAGAUGCCCACGCAAGUGGUAGAAUCGGAGAGAAAAUCAAAGGGGAAACAAGGGGAGAGAGGGAGACAUGAACAAGAAGGAUAUGCUCGCCCUAAACCAAGAAAACACAUGAGAAAAGAUUAUAAAGAGCAGGGGGGCAGUAUGUCUCCAGCUCUGAAAGAGACAAAUGUAACAGUGUCACAUGGUCACAGACCUUCCCAUGAAAAGCAUGGAGGAAAUACUUUCCCCAAGGUCAAAUUUAGUCCCACAACAUCCCCUCCCAUUGCUCUGAAAGAAGACCGUAGUCAGGCAUCCCAAAAGCAGUCACAGAUGCUUUAUCAUUACCAACCUGAAGAAGAUGGAGACCCUAAUUCUAUUCAUGCUGCUUCCAGGUUACCAGAAGGUUCCACAAAGGACUUAAUUGAAACUUGCUGUGCAGCUGGACAACAGUGGGCUAUAGACAAUGGAGAAUGCACAGAAAUCCCAGUCAGUGGGACUGAUGGUGAUAUUUGCAGAAUUGCUCAGAAGCAGUGUUGUGUCUCAUACUUAAAAGAAAACAGCUGUGUUGCUGGCAUGAUCGCAGCGAAGGAAGGAGAUUCGUGUGGACCUGAUGAAAGCAAUAUCUGUGGAGGAUCUUUUUAUAAGCAAUGUUGUGAUUGCUGCACUCUGGGACUGAGGGUAAAAAGUGAGGGGCAAACCUGUGAGUCCAACCCAAAUCUCGGCUAUCCCUGCAACCACGUGAUGCUGUCCUGCUGUGAAGGAGAAGAUCAUCUUAUUCCUCCAGAAAUAAAAAGGCAUCCCGAACCUCUGCCAACAGUGACACCUGAGAGAAUUUCAGAAAUUGAGGAUCACAAUGAAGCCUUGUCCAUCAGUAACGAUGCUGAACUGUCUAACAACUUACCUGGAGAUGACCUGGAUGAGUGCCUUGUCUAUCCUGGAGAGCUCUGUCAGCACCUGUGCAUCAAUACAGUGGGAUCUUACAAGUGUUCAUGUUUCCCAAGAUUUACUCUGCAAGAUGAUGGGCUCAGCUGUAAUCCAGAUAUUGAUGAUGGACAAAACAUUGAUGAUGGACAAAACAUAGGAGUGGAAGCCACCAUUGCUACAGACGCCUCUAAUAUUCAGCCUACCACUAUUAAGACUUUACAAGUAGAGCAAAAUAAGUGUAAAGAUAAUGGCCCCUGCAAGCACAUCUGUAAUAUUGUGGAAGGAAAUGCUGUGUGCUCUUGUUUAAGUGGAUAUGCUCUCAUGGCUGAUGGCGUUUCCUGUGAAGAUAUUAAUGAAUGCCUAACAGAAGCACACACCUGUAAGCGAGGAGAACACUGCAUUAAUACAGUUGGAUCAUUUACAUGUCUCCAAGAACUCAGCUGUCAGCCAGGCUAUGAACUUAAGGAUGGUGAAUGUGUUGACAUUGAUGAAUGUGUGAGAGGAACUCAUACUUGUCAAGUAAACUUUGUAUGUCAGAAUACAAAAGGAUCAUUUUAUUGUGAAUCAAAGCAGCGAUGCAUGGAAGGAUUUUUACAAGACCCGGAGGGUAAUUGUGUCGAUAUUAAUGAAUGCACGUCACUUCCUGAGCCGUGUAAGCCUGGAUUCAACUGUAUCAAUACUGUUGGAUCAUACACUUGUCAGAGAAACCUGUUAAUGUGCAGCAGAGGCUAUCAUUCCAGUGAGGAUGGAUCUCGAUGUAUCGAUGUUGAUGAAUGUCAGACAGGCAUACACCGCUGCGGAGAGGGACAGAUUUGUCAUAAUCUACCUGGAGCUUAUCGCUGUGACUGCAAGAUGGGCUAUCAGUAUGAUGCAUUCAACAGAGCCUGCAUUGAUAUAAAUGAGUGCUGGAAUUACCCAGGACGACUGUGUCAGCACACCUGUGAGAACACUCCUGGGUCCUACCAUUGCUCUUGUUCAUCUGGAUUCCGCUUGGCCUAUGAUGGGAAGCACUGUGAAGAUGUGAAUGAAUGUGACAGCACUCCAUGCAGUCAGGAGUGUGCCAAUGUCUAUGGUUCCUAUCAGUGUUACUGCAGGCAAGGGUACCAGCUAGCAGAAGACGGCCAUUCUUGUAAAGAUAUUGAUGAGUGCACACAAAGUGCGGGUAUUCUUUGCACUUUCCGCUGUGUGAAUGUUCCUGGUAGUUACCAAUGUGCUUGUCCUGAGCAGGGAUAUACUAUGGCAGCAAAUGGAAGAACAUGUCGAGAUAUUGAUGAAUGCGCAAUAGGAACCCACAAUUGCUCAGCUGCAGAGUCUUGCUACAACAUCCAGGGCAGCUACCGAUGCCUGUUGUUUGAGUGCCCUCAGAACUACAGAAAAGUAUCUGACAUGAGGUGUGAACGCAACAAUUGUUUUAAUUAUGUGGAUUGCCAAAACACCCCUGUGCGAAUUACUUACUAUCAGCUCAACUUCCAAACCAACAUCGUAGUCCCAGCUCAUAUUUUCCGUAUUGGACCUUCACCGGCCUAUGCUGGAGACAACAUAAUACUUACCAUCAACAAAGGAAAUGAAGAAAACUACUUCAGCACUAGAAAGCUUAACUCCUAUACGGGCAUUGUCUAUCUUCAGCGACAAGUGAAGGAGCCUAAAGACUUUUUGUUAGAUGUUGAAAUGAAAUUAUGGCGUCAAGGAACAUACACAACUUUUCUUGCCAAAAUUUACAUAUUCAUCACAGCUCAUGCUUACUGAGGCAUGUAUUGACAUUGGAAUUUAUUGGUGCUAUUCUCUUUUAAUAUUCUACCAAAGCUUAUUAUGGUGGAACUGGUAUUUACUGUAUCUAGCCUUUAUAAUACUUUUCUAUCAUUGCUUCAAACUAUUUUAUUGGUUGUGUAAAUUAACUUAAUUUUUACUGACUUGUCUUUUGUGUAAUUCUUUAGAUGUUAAUUGGACUGUACGUAAUUGAAGGAAAGAUUUUAAAGGCAGUACAUGUGUUGUGUACUGGAACUUUUUUUUACAAUUGUUCCAGUGAAUUCCUUUGGUUUAGUCACAUCUAUAAGACACUGCACUAGAAAGAAAAACAGUUCACUUGGGGGCUUUGGUUUGUGCCACUGA
Dermochelys coriacea (leatherback sea turtle) is the source of this 4502-nucleotide messenger RNA. It is a transcript of the gene FBLN2, whose product is annotated as fibulin 2. The record is from RefSeq and is a predicted model, not a curated record. Gene Ontology annotation, molecular function: calcium ion binding. The transcript has 18 exons. NCBI's taxonomy places the organism in Eukaryota, Metazoa, Chordata, Testudines, Dermochelyidae. The coding region runs from base 489 to 4139 and encodes 1216 amino acids. Gene Ontology annotation, cellular component: extracellular region.